Chelonus insularis is the source of this 700-nucleotide messenger RNA. Its product is annotated as enhancer of rudimentary homolog. The coding region runs from base 245 to 556 and encodes 103 amino acids. The record is from RefSeq and is a predicted model, not a curated record. Lineage: Eukaryota; Metazoa; Arthropoda; Insecta; Hymenoptera; Braconidae. The transcript is spliced from 3 exons.
GAACUAUAGUAAUUUUGUGUCGGGAUUGCUCCAUACUAAAAAUAAAUACUCAAUUUACAAGUUAUAAUUUUCAUAACAUUACAACUAUUUUAUUAAAGUGUUUAAUACACGGUGUAGUUUGAUUAAUCUCUCAAUGAUUAAAUAGUAACUAUUAUAAAAAAAAAGCGACAACGGUAAAAAAAAUCAUUAACUCAUAGAAUAUAUCUUUUUCGAAAAAGGUUUUGAAAAAUUUUUGGCAGUAAAGAUGUCUCAUACAAUAUUGUUAGUACAACCAGGAAACAGACCAGAAACACGAACAUAUUCAGACUAUGAAAGUGUAAACGAAUGUCUAGAAGGUGUAUGUAAAAUAUAUGAAGAACACUUGAAAAGAAGAAAUCCAAAUACUCCUAAGAUCAGAUACGACAUCAGUCAAUUGUUUGAUUUUAUUGAUCAAUUAACAGACUUAUCAUGUCUAGUUUACCAAAAAUCAACGAAUACUUAUGCACCCUACAAUAAAGACUGGAUAAAAGAAAAAAUAUAUGUUUUACUGCGUCGAGCAGCUGAACAGAGUGAGUGAUGAUUAAUGUAAAAAGUGCUUAAAUAUAUUUUAUUUUAAGUAUAAUUAUUCAAAUACAAAAUAUCAUAAUUAAUUUUUUGCUGUUUAUAAUUAAUAACAAUAAUAAUGAUAAUAAUCUACACAUUGCUGUAUAAAAAUUAAUAC